Messenger RNA from Annulohypoxylon truncatum, 4082 nucleotides. Its product is annotated as MRC1-like domain-containing protein. The record is from RefSeq and is a predicted model, not a curated record. Lineage: Eukaryota; Fungi; Ascomycota; Sordariomycetes; Xylariales; Hypoxylaceae. Gene Ontology annotation, molecular function: anaphase-promoting complex binding. Gene Ontology annotation, biological process: mitotic DNA replication checkpoint signaling; mitotic G2 DNA damage checkpoint signaling; activation of protein kinase activity. The coding region runs from base 26 to 3817 and encodes 1263 amino acids. The transcript is spliced from 2 exons.
ACCUCGGGGACGACUCGCCGGACGAAUGAGAGCCGAUGACACAAACAAGUCGGCCAAGACGCAGAACAACAAUGAGGAUAACAACGAAUCAACGAAUGCGGAUAAUGACGAGGAAGAUAUUAGCGCCCUACCGCGUAGACGACUAGCCAGACCCAAUCGACAAGCUACACCAGAAGUUACGGCAGACUCAGAGACGCCCCCAUCACCUGGUCUUUUCGUCACCCCGGCUCCCGAAACCCCUGUAGCUCUCCGUCAAUCCGUAGCCGAGCCUGAUACGGACGAUGAAUUGCCGCAAAUUGCAGGAAAGAGUGAACGCUUCAUGGCACUAGUAGCUAAGAAGCGGGAAGAAAGGCUUGCUAAGGAGGCAGAAAAGAAGCGCAAGGACGAAGAACGUGCUAAACGAAUGGCUGAGCAGAUGCCCGCCGAAUCGGAAGUCGACGACGACGUAUCUGAUAUCACUGACGAUGAUGGCGGCCGUCAACUCACGCAAAUUGUUUCCCGUCCUGCUGCUCGCAAGGCUAGCAAGAAGGCUUUAGAAGAAAUGAAUCGAGAGACGCAACGAAUAAGUCGAAGCUUGCAACUUGCUCACGAAGCCAAGACCAAGAAAAAGAUAACCAAAGAUUCGUUAUUUGAGCGUUUCAAUUUCAGAAAGGAAACGGCGCCUAGUGAUAACAAGCCGACCAGUUCGAGCAGGCCAACGACCCCGGGCUCACAGCAUACUGAUGCUGAUAUGGUAGAUGCUGGAACUCCUCCAAGUUCUCCACCGCUGGCCCCAAAAUCUGUACAGGAUAACGACGCUACGCCCACGGUUCAAACUACGAGCGUGCAGAUAAAUAAUGUAUUAGGAGAGGACGAUGAUGAGUUGCCUAGCCUAGAGGAUGCAUUGGCGCAAAGCAAGAAGGAAGAUAAGGGCAAAGGCAAGGCCGUCGAGUCUAUAGCCGUACCUUCGGAGACGAAAACAGCAGCAGCCAAGCCAAGACGCCAAGUUCGCGUCAAGAUGCCUCCAAUACAGGCAAACUUGGUCGCGAUAGAUUCUGAUGACGAGCUAGAAAUUACUAACUCGAAGAAGGGCCGAAUGGAUUCGAUCUUUAACAAACUCCCCGAAAAGAAGGCACAGGAAUCCAAUUCUAUGAAUAUUUUACGUCGUCUCGCCCAUCUCUCCUCACCCCCGAGAGAACCUACGCGUGGCCGCAAAGCCAAACCAUCGAUGACCCCCGCCGAGCUUCAGAUGUCUCUACAACAACGCGCCAGAGCUCAGGCCAAAUUGGAGCGAGAUCGACGUUUAGAACUGUUGCGAUCCAAGGGUAUCAAUGUCCUGACUGAAGAAGAACGCCAGCGAGAAAGAGACCAGGUUGAAGAUAUCGUUGCUCGAGCCCGCCAAGAGGUCGAGGAAAUCAUGCAACGAGAACGCGAGGAUGCUAAGAAGACACGGAAAGAGAGAAAGGAGGAGGGUGAAAACGAUCCUCUGGCUUGGGACGAUAGUGACGACGAUAGUUAUGAGGAAAGUGAGAAAGAGAAACCGGCCGAGGUUGAACUUUCUGGAUCGGAAGAAGAGGGAGAUGAAGAUGACGAGAUGGAUGAUGCUGAGGACGAAGACGAAGACGAAUCUACAGCAAAUCCUAUGUUUGAGAACGAAGCAGAGGAAGGUGGUGAAUCUGAAGAGCAACAGACGCCAAAGGCCAAAACCCAAGCUAUUGCUUCCGACGACGAGGCAGAUGAUGAACUCCCGGCGAUAAAGUCCCGCCGAUCAAAGAAACAUGUGCAAAUCGUUUCAGAUGACGAGGAUGAAGUAGAAGCGACUCCGAAACCCAAAGUUAGUCACUGGAAAUCUCCAUCUGCUACUCACUCAAGCUCUCCAAAGGUCCCAACGUCUGUCUUGCGAUCCGCCACGAAGACCUUCAUUCCCGGACUCCCCGUUCCUGUAGCAGCGCCAGCAGGUCUUGGACUUACCCAGAUUUUCGCCGGUACCAUGGACGAUAGUCAAGGCGGGCCAAUCAACGGAUCUCCGAUGCAGUUUACUGCCAGUAUUGACAAUUUCCCCGACUCCCAAUUCUCCGCCACGGCAGGUCAAUCCCAGAAUGACAUGGUUCUUGACAGCCAGAAGGAGCAAAAUCUAGAAACCCAAGCGCGUGAAACGCAGACUCAAGGCGUACAACUGCAUUUUUCGCAGUCGCAAGCGCACGGCUUCGAUACAUUGAUACAGAUGGACGCAACACAAAUGACAGACUUCAUUGAGCCUACUCAAGAUGGCGGUUUCCAAGACUUCUCUCCACUUAAGCAGCGAUUUGUCGAUGCGCCCCAAUCUACAGUUGAUACAGUAUUACCUAGCGAGAUACCCGACUACGAGACCAUCGAAGACUCUCCUCUCGUGAAAAGAGGGGGAAGGUUAAUACGUCGUAGGCCUUCAACCUUGGCAUCUUCCACCUUAGCAUACCCCGAGGUUCCUGGAAGCCCUAGUCCCGCUUCCAGAGACCCCGAAGCGGGUGCGAAUGCAGCAGCGAGCGCGUUCAAGGUGAUGGAAAAGGCAGCCAAGAGGAAGAAGCGCAUGCAGGAGAAGUUCGACAAGAAAAAGAGCAAGGCUAAUGAAAUGGUCGAGGAGCAAGCCGAGGAGUCCGAGGACGAGUACGCAGGUCUUGGCGGGGUUGAUGGUGAAGACUCGAGCGACGAAGACGAGGAACUGGUCAAAGAGAUGAUUGACGAUGCUGUUGGCAAUAACGUCGACGACGCGAAACUGGCUGGUUUCUAUGCUGAUCGAGAACGUGCAGCGGAUGCGGCCCAGGUGGACAAGCUAUUCCAUGAUAUUACAACCGGCAUGCUACGCAAGCGUCGCCGUGGUGGUGGCAAUCACGACUACGACCUCUCGGACUCUGACGAUGAGGGCGAGGCCCGACGACGCAUGAAGCAGCGCCAAUUCGCCAAGAUGCGGAAGGCGUUGUACGCGGACGAGCGCAUCAGCAAAAUCGCCGAAAAUUCACGCAACGCGGCGUUCCUCAAGAGUAUAGAGGACUUGGGCAGCGACGAAGAAUGGGACUUUGGUGAGAAUGUCCCGGAUUCUGCGCACGAGAGCACGGGCGAGGAAAGCCAAAGCCAGGAACAGAGGAAGGAUACGCCAGCAGCGGAGCAGUCGAUUCCGGAUAGUCAACCUACGGAUGGACGCAAGCGCGCUCACGAGGGUGACCACGCUCCACGUCCUCCACCCAACGCCCGACGCACGAAAGCCGGCACUCGUCCCACUUCAAUCACCGACGUGAGAAGAGAAUUGUCCGAUCUACUCGACGAGCCCAACGGUUCCGCCGCAUCCAUUAUUCCUGCUACGGAACUAGGCUCCGACGAGGAGGACGAGGAACGACCAAAGACAGCGUCUUCGAACAAGGAGAACCGAACUCCUGAUGUCGCAGUAGUAGACCGCAUCAAGAUGAAGCGCGACUCGUCUUCGCUCUCCGCAGCCGGCAGCUCGCGCCUCGCGUUUGCAGCACCGUCAGCGUCCGGCUCCGGCGGCUUUAAGGUCCCGGCGCUGCUCAGGCGCGCGACGACCAACUCGCUCAUAUCCAGCUCCUCGACGUCGUCUAGCGGCGGCAACGUCGCAACCGGAAACGCAGGAGGUCCGGGUUUAGGUCUAAGCAAGGCGGGAGAGGAUGGCAAGCUUCUGAAGAAGACGGCGGGAAAGCGCUCAGGUAUUAACUACUUCGCGAGGGAAAACGAGAGGCGGGCCGCAGUCGCGGACGCGGAGAAGAGGCGCGAGGCUAAGAAGUGGAAGGGCGCGGAAGGGAGAGGAAAGGUCGUUGGCGGGUUGUUUGGGGGUGGCAAGUUUGAGUAGAGUGAAAGGGGUUUUACUCUGGCUAUCUCCUGGACUUAGGUAUAUAUGACGUUGCUUUCGCAUAGGCUUUCACAUAGGCUCUUCCAGGGAUUGGUGCUUGGUUUUCAUGGCAUAGGCGUAGGCGUAGGGCAUCCAAAUGUCUGAAUAGGGAGACAAUUACCCCAGAGCAAAUCUAGUCUUGAUUAAUUUGAUGUGACUUUACAUCUGUUGUAGUUGAUAACGAAGACGUUACUGCUUGUGAUAUGAUUGUUUAUUCAUGUAGGCC